This is a messenger RNA of Orussus abietinus, 1299 nucleotides long. RefSeq names its product Down syndrome critical region protein 3 homolog. The coding region runs from base 247 to 1146 and encodes 299 amino acids. The transcript has 6 exons. Gene Ontology annotation, cellular component: endosome. The record is from RefSeq and is a predicted model, not a curated record. Gene Ontology annotation, biological process: intracellular protein transport. NCBI's taxonomy places the organism in Eukaryota, Metazoa, Arthropoda, Insecta, Hymenoptera, Orussidae.
UGACAUUUAAUUGAAGAGUUGGAUUUUUCGAAAUUUCCUUAUUAAUCUAAUUUACUCUGUUCAAAUUUUCGUUAUAAUUCAGCAAAGCGUUGAUUACUAUAUUGCUGAAAAAGGUAAAACAGAGAUAUCAGUGCUAUCAGUGUAUGAAUCUGAAGUAGGUUGGUACAUUUACAGUACUGACUCUGUGCAGUUCUAUGAACCUCUCGAAUUGCUUUUAAUGUUGGAAUUGUAGUCAGAGAAAAUACCAUGUCAAUUACGUUAGAUAUUCGGUUGAAACGAGCUAGUAAAAUAUAUCACGAGGGGGAAACAGUGGCAGGACUUAUUUUGCUGCAUACCAAUUCUGACAUAAAACAUGAUGGUGUUUUUCUUACAAUGGAAGGAUCUGUAAAUUUACAAUUGAGUUCUAAGAAUGUUGGAAUUUUCGAAGCAUUCUACAAUUCUGUAAAGCCCAUUCAGUUAGUGCAAUAUACAUUAGAUGUUUUACCAUCUGGUAAAAUACCAAGUGGGAAAACAGAAAUACCAUUUGAACUGCCAUUAAAACCUCGUGGUAGUAAACUGCUCUAUGAAACUUACCACGGAGUAUUUGUUAAUAUACAGUAUUUGAUUCGAUGUGACAUAAAGCGGAGUUUUCUGGCAAAAGACUUAAGUAAAUCAUUAGAAUUUAUAGUAGAGGAUAAAUUUAAUCCACAAACGGAGAAGCACCACAGCAAAAUUGUAUUCUUCAAAAUAAUGCCAGAGUCAUUACAAGCUACCAGAGAACGAACCAAUGUACCUAGGUUUUAUAUAACUGGGCGUUUAGAUUCUUUGUACUGUAAACUAUCAGAACCAUUGACUGGAGAGUUAAUGAUUGAACAGACUGAAAUUCCGAUAAAGUCUAUUGAAUUGCAACUGGUGAGGGUAGAGACGUGUGGGUGCGUUGAAGGAUAUUCACGAGAUGCUACAGAAAUACAAAAUAUACAAAUUGGAGAAGGAAAUGUAUGCACAGGACUUGGCAUACCGAUUUAUAUGAUAUUCCCACGAUUAUUUACAUGCCCUACACUUAGUACAAGUAAUUUUAAAGUUGAAUUUGAAGUCAACUUAAUUGUUGUAUUUGAAGACGAUUAUUUGGUGACUGAAAACUUUCCUAUCAUCCUUUCUAGACAUUAGUAAUACAAGAAAAUAAAAUAUUAACACUGUUAUUGUUACUAUCAAAUUACCUAAUUGGGAAUUAUAGUAAAUCAGAAUAAUAUUAAGUAUUUAGUACAUUGCUAUUAUAAUACUGGUAAUUAUGUGCGUUUGUAUAAAUUUAUAUUAAAAAUA